Molecule: messenger RNA, 1431 nt
Organism: Adineta steineri
Lineage: Eukaryota; Metazoa; Rotifera; Eurotatoria; Adinetida; Adinetidae
Source: the annotation of a GenBank genome assembly
AUGCCUACUAAUCGUGGCACAUCAAAGUCAAAUAUUUGUCUGACUAUUACUCUAUAUAUUUUGCAAGGCAUGAAUCUUGGACUUACAAGUAGUAUACCAUUGUUUUUGAUUUAUUAUGGUGCUACAUGGAAAGAUCGAGGUACAUUUAAUUUUGCUAUGUAUCCAUUCUCAUUAAAAUUGCUUUGGGCACCAUUAAUCGAUGUGUUAUAUAUAAGGCGAUUUGGAAGACGUAAAUCAUGGUUAGUACCUAUACUAUUAAUUUCAGGUGCAGUUUUAUUCUCGAUAUCAUUCUUUAUUCAAUCAUGGAUAAUUAAUAAUCGUGUUAUAAUACUUACUAUUGUUUUCUUUAUAAUUGUUUUUCUUACUGCAUCUGAAGAUGUUUGUGUUGAUGGUUUAGCUAUUACGUUAUUUGCUGUCUCCAAUCCUCAAUGGGCAUCGACAUCUCAAGCUAUAGGACAAACAUUUGGUCGUUUUCUUGGUUCUUCGUUUCUUUUAACAUUUGAAUCAGCCAAUUUUACGAACAAAUUCAUUCGUGAACCACUUUCAUUACCUUAUCAAACAACAGGUUUAUUUUCAUUAGUACAUUUCGUACGAUUUGUAGCGGUGGCAUUUCUAAUUGUUACCGUGUGUCUUAUCAUAUUUGUACGAGAGAAAGAAGAAAAAUUGGAUGCUAAUGGUAAAAAAGCACAUGAUCUAUCUCUAAUUGAAACUUAUCUUUCAAUUAUAAAACUUUUUAAAAAGAAAUGUAUUCAAAAAAUAACUAUUGUUGCAUUGAUCUCACCGAUUGGCUUUGUCGCUAUUCAGACUAUGACUCCAUUGGCACUUAUUAGUCAAGGAGUAUCACGAGAGAAUUUAGCUCUUGUCAACAUACCAGUAACUCUUGCUGCAAUUAUUACGCCUUUGAUCAUUCGACAUACAGAGCGAGCUCUCGAUUGGUAUGCAAGAUUUUAUGUAUUAUAUCUUAUUCAUGCUCUUCCACUUGCUGUCUACGUCUACUUUACUCCUAGCAUGAUCUCAUCUGGUUAUUAUUAUCCAGUACUUAUUAUACUACUUACAAUAAGUGAAUUCAUUAGGACAUUACUAUUUGCCUCCUCUGUUGGAUUUUCUGCUUCGAUCUGUCAACCAGAUAUCGGUGGUACCUAUAUGACACUGUUAGCUACUAUAGCUAAUUUAGGUUAUGCUCUAAAUUCAUCAGCCGUUCUUUAUGCGGCCAACUUAUUGCCGAAGAAAUAUGAUUAUAUUACAGCAGUAAGCGCAAGCUCGUUUUUGGGUCUCCUAUGGUUUAGUCUUUCUUGUCGAACUUUGAAACGAUUACAAAAGCUACCCGCUUCAGAAUGGCAUAUUAAAAAAGAAGCAAAUAUAAAUGGUGCAACGACAUUAGACGAGCAAGAUCAAAAUGUAUUAUUCCUUACGCACACAGAGAAAAACUAA